This is a messenger RNA of Mytilus trossulus (common blue mussel), 2534 nucleotides long. Its product is annotated as transcription factor E4F1-like. The transcript has 15 exons. Gene Ontology annotation, biological process: regulation of gene expression. The coding region runs from base 47 to 2494 and encodes 815 amino acids. Gene Ontology annotation, cellular component: nucleus. The record is from RefSeq and is a predicted model, not a curated record. NCBI's taxonomy places the organism in Eukaryota, Metazoa, Mollusca, Bivalvia, Mytilida, Mytilidae.
CGGAAGUAGAUUAUCAAUCACCAUUUUUCGAUAGUCGCAAACCGCCAUGACCGAGAACGACAAACCAUCAGAUGUGUCUACGACACGUUUACUUCUAGAAAUUGACACAGAUGGAGAAGGUGAUGACGACAUACAUUUCUGUAAAAGAUGUCGUCUCAUGUUCACAAGUCUUCAAGAUUACCUUGAUCAUAAAGUACAACAUGACAAAUACAAAGUUAGUUUCACAAGGAACGGUAAAAACAGGAAGCUGAUUAUUCCUAAGCUAAUACAACCAGAGGAUAUUAAACAUGAACCAGGAAAGUCCAAUGAAAUUACUGAUAAUACGGAACAAAUAAUUCACAAGAAGAAAAGAGGUAGAAAAAGAAAAAGUGAGGAGGUGUUAAAGGAACAAGUACCAGAAGAGAAUAACAUCUAUAACACAUCAUAUACCUGUAUGAAAUGUGAUUUGAAAUUUAACAGAGAGGCAGCCUUGAAGAGACACAUAGCUUUUGUUCAUGAUGAGGAAACCGUAGAAGAUUCAGAUGAAGACAAGAUAGAUGAAGAUUAUCUGGAAGAAGAAGAUGAUGAUGUGGAAGACGAUGAAAAGAGACCACCUAGAAGUCCUAAGCAGUAUAAUAUCAUAAAGAAUUCAGAUGGGGGAGAAAGACCUUAUGAAUGUCACAUUUGUCAUAAUAGGUUUAAAGAGGUCAGUAUUUUGAAAACCCACAUGCUGACCCACAGUGAUAACAGAGACUUUCCAUGCUCAAUACAAGGUUGUACCUAUGCUUUUAAAACAAAAGGUGCUUUAAAGCGUCAUCUCAGAAGACAUACAGGAGAAAGACCUUAUUCUUGUGAGGCAUGUGGUCGUAGUUUUACAGAAUCUGGUGCUCUGACUAGGCACAUGAGAUCAAGAGUGCCUUGUACUAAUAAGUCGGAUAGCGAUUUACCAAGGUAUAAAAUGAAAUGGAAUCUGCCAAAUCAAACCAUUCACCAAAUUGGUGACCCUGACAUACAGGAAGUUGAUGAAGAAUCGUCUGUUGUACAAAUAUCUGACCUAGUGGCUGCAGCCUUGAACUCUGACACCCUACAUACUAAUGCUGACGGUAGUAUACAGGUAGUAAUUUCAGCAGAUCAAAGUGAUAUAAGACUGACGGGGCUGGAUGGCAAUUCUGAUGAAGUUGUGGUUAUCAACCUCGGAAAUGCUGAACAAGAAGAGACAAUUUCCUCAACACACUGUCAGGUCUGUGAAGAGCAGUUACCAACAAUAUACCAGCUAAAGGAACAUCUGAGAAAGCAUAUAACAGAUCAUGCUAAUAGAUGUAAAAUAUGUCAUUUUAUAUCAGAGGAUCAAGAACAGCUGAUGAAACAUUACACAGCACAUCACCCAGAUGAGAGUGAUGACAUACUUGCAGUACCUUUUAAAGAAGAAGGUGCCAAGGAUGCAUUAAAGCAGUUACUAGAAUUACCAGAUGAAGAUGAAGAAAAUGACAAACUAACACAGAAAUGUCCUGUUUGUCUAAAACCAUUUAGAGGGAGUUCAUAUCUCAAACUACAUAUGAAAUCACAUAUAGGUGAAAAAGCUCAUAAAUGUACUGUUUGUGAAAAAAGUUUUAUAACCAAAGACACUUUAAAUAAACAUAUGAGUGUUCAUAAUACAGAAAGGCAAUAUAAAUGUGGUGAAUGUGGUAAACUGUUCAAAAGGAUCUCUCAUGUCAGGGAACAUCUCAAAAUACAUUCUGUUGAUAGACCAUUUCCUUGUUCAGUCUGCUCAAAGUCCUUCAAGUCAGCUAAUGCUAUGAGGGUACACAUGAGAACACAUACCAGUAUUUUACCAUAUGAAUGUAAAUUUUGUCAUCGUAAAUUUCGAGAGAAAGCAUCACUGCUGCGACAUGUUAGAAUGCAUACAGGAGAACGUCCAUUUAAAUGUAACAGAUGUGGUAGGGCAUUUGCUGAACAUGGUACACUUAACAGACAUCUAAAGGCAAAAGUUCCAUGUACUGGCCAUUCAUUACCAAUUCAUCAGGACCAGACAGAUUAUAAUGCUACAGUUUUAUCAGAAUUUUCCUCUGUUGUUGCAGACACUCAGCAGUAUAUCAUGUCUGACACUACUGAACAGCAGGUAGAAGAAGCCACAGAAUAUGUUGUUGUUCAGACAGGUUCAGAUGACUAUCAGAAUGUUGAGAUUAUUACUGAGGAGGAAGUUAUAGAUGGUAUGGAGGUCUCAAGAGAUUAUAUACUAUUGAAUGAAGAAGGGGGAAAUGUCAGAAUAGUAGAUUCUAAAACUGGAGAGACAAUUGCAACAAUGCCAGCAUCAGCAUUAACUGAUUCUUCUUCAUCAGGGGAGAUAAUUGCCACUAUACCACCGAACUAUACAGAAGUGGAAGAAUCAGUCAGUGACGAUCAAAUUGCUCAAUCACUUAUUCAGGCUAUAGAAGAGGGAAAUACCAUUGUAGAAAAUGUGCAAGUGACAGAAAUGCAAAUUGUAGAACACAAUGAGGAUCAAGUUUCUAAUUGAUGAUGAUAAUACUAAUUUAUAUUAAAGUUCUUGUGAAACA